GAAGGGGGAGGAGCUGAAGGAGGAGGAGGAGGAUGCCGGCUACGACAAGAAGCCGGCGUUGCCGCCCCAGCUGGAGCUGUGCGGGGCGCUGCUGGAGCGGAGCGUGCACCUCCUGUCGCACCACGACGUCGCUGUGCGGCUCACGAUGCUGGAGGUGGUGCGGCUGGCGAUGGGCGUCCUGUCCGCGCGCGAGGAUUCCUGCCUGCCCAUGGCUCACCGCCUGUGGCCGGCGCUCGUCCAGAGGCUCACCGGCGACGAGUGGAGGGUCAUCCUCGCCGCAUUCAAGACGCUGGUGUCGCUGUCGCGCGUCUGCGGCGACUUCCUGCGCCGGCGCGUCUCCGGCGAGCUGCUGGGCCCCGUCGCCGCCUCGCUGGCGGCGAGGGCGCCUGUGAGCGCCGCCGCGGGGGCCGAGGGCCGCCGCGGGGGGGGCCGGGGGGGCCGGGGGGGCCGCCCCUGUACCCGCGGUCGCUCGCCUGCCGCCUGCAGGCCGCCGCUCUCGACAGCCUGGGGCCUCUGGCCGUCGUGCUGCGGCUCGACAAUGCGGAUCUGGACACGGUGGUGACUGCUGCCUUGCCCUACCUCAGCUGCCACCAGCCGAUGGUGCUGCAGGAGGCAGCGAUGGGGCUGCUGCGCAGCGUGAUGGCCGUGGACCCCGACCGAGUCUGGCUCAGCCUCUGCCAGCUGCACUGCCCCCACGACCUGCAGUCGCCCGGAGAAGGUUUUCGCCCGGUCCAGUUCGCACGAAGCGCCUCCACCUCCUCCACCUCCUCCACCUCCACCUCCUCCACCUCCUCCUCCUCCGCCCCCUCCUCCUCCUCCUCCACCUCCUCCUCCUCCGCCCCCUCCUCC
Messenger RNA from Lethenteron reissneri (Far Eastern brook lamprey), 849 nucleotides. RefSeq names its product TELO2-interacting protein 1 homolog. The record is from RefSeq and is a predicted model, not a curated record. Gene Ontology annotation, cellular component: cytoplasm. Lineage: Eukaryota; Metazoa; Chordata; Hyperoartia; Petromyzontiformes; Petromyzontidae.